UCUCUCUCCCCGAUCCAAAUCUCAGACCCACAGCCAUGGCAACUAACCCACUCGACUCAGCCCUCACCGCCUCAACCAUCUCCGACUCCGACAAGGCUUGGCACCUCCUCGCCCUCCUCUUAUCUCUCGGCCGCCGCACCCCGCCCUCCGAGCUCGCCGCCCGAUGCACGGCGUUCCCGGCAACUACUCAUUUGGUCCGACGCCUUUGCUCCGUCGCCAAUUCGCCGCUCUCCUUGUCCGACGAUCUAUACGUCACGCCGUCUCUACUCGCCGUAACCGCUCUCGCGGAGUCCGUUUCAUGUUCCGGCGCCGCCGCCGGUGCACUGAGAACCUACUCAGGGAAGAGGAAGCGCGUCGUUUUGGAUUGCGGAUUUGUGCCCUCGGCCAAACGGAGAUUGAUUGUGGAUUUUGAAAAUGUAUAUGAAGAGAAAGGAGCGCGGAAAUCAGUCGUAAUUUCUCCUCCAAAGAUACAUUUUCAUAUGACUGACUACCUCAGCAGAAAAAUAAAUAUGCUACCAAGUGAUGUGGCUGUGGGGUUGAAUAAACCGAUGUUCAGUUCUCCAUUAUUUAUUGAAUAUAGUGCUGAGCCAUCCAGUGGUGGAGUGAAGAACAUUGAUAAUGUAGAAGAUCAAAUGGAGACCGAUCUAACUCUGCAAAGGAACAUUAACAAAACAGUUAUGGCCUGUGUAGAUGAUUUAGAGCCAACUGUUCCAACAGUGUCAGAAGAUUUAGUACUUUAUGAAGAAGCUAACAUGCACGAGAUAGAUAGCUUGGCCAAAUCUUACCUAGAGAAAAGUAAAGAAAGCAUUUUGUCACCUAUGCUGGAUGAGAAUGUUAGCGGUAGUUGUAAAGUUGCAAAUUCUACAAUCCUUGAAGAUGAAAGAAUUGUGGCAGAUUCGGAGGAAGAAUUGUUAGUAGAUCCAGGCAACCACAACGGUGAAAGAGAAAACACGUCCCACCCACAAACUGCUGUCUCUGAUAAGCUGCCUGGAAUCGACUCCAGAAGAUUAGAAGAGGAGGACUAUGAAGACACAAUACCUUUGAGAAAAAGGCUUAUAAGAAUACUUGAGACCCGAGUCAAACUUCCAGUUACUGAUUUCUCUGUUGCUGAAAAGCAAUUGUUGCAGCCAUUUGAAAAGGUGUCCAAGGAUUUAGUACUCUAUGAAAGAGCUAACAUGCAUGAGAAAACCAAAGAAAGCAUAAUCUCACCAGCUUUGGAUGAGAGUGUUAGCGGUAGUCGUAAAGUUACAAACGCUACAAUUCUUGAAGAUGAAAGAACUGUGGGAAAUCAUGAGGAAGAACUGUUCAUAGAUCCUGGCAACCCUAAUGGAGAGACUGAGAAUCUAUCACAGACAUUUGCUGCUGUUUCUGAUAAGCAGCCUGGAACAGGCUCCAGAAGCUUAAAAGAGCAGGAUUUUGAAGAUACGAUACCAUUGCAUAAAGAGCGACAUGAGAACCAAACCAUUUGUGUGGCCACUGAUCUCUCCUCUCCUAAGGUGUCCAAUGAUUUAGUACUCUAUGAAGGAGCUGACAUGCAUGAGAUAGAUAUCCAGGGAAACUCUUACCAAGAGAAAAUCAAAGAAAGCAUAAUGCCAGAGAGUGUUAGUGGUAACUGUAAAGGUACAAAUGCUACAAUCCUUGAAGAUAAACGAAUUGUGGGAGAUGCAGAGGAAGGAUUGUUAGUAAAUCCUGGCAACCCUAUUGGAGAAACAGAAAUUCUAUACCAGUCAUAUACUAAUGUUUCUGACAAGCUGGCUGGAAUUGACUUCAGAAGAUUGAAUGAGGAUGAUUAUGAAGAUACAACACCUGUGAAUAAAAGUCUUAUGACAAGAAAUGAGACCCAAACCACCUGUCCUGCUACUGAAUUCUAUGUUCCUCAAAAGCAGUUGUUGAAGUCCUCUGCAACAAUGAAGGCCAUGAACAAGGAUAAAAUAUCUUCAAGAUUGCAAUCUCUAUAUAGUUGUAGUCUAGAGCAAGAUCAGACUGUUGCCACUCCCAAAGUGAACCUCCACCAUAAAAUGGAUCAGAAGACAAAUAGCAUGGUACACAAAUCAAAGCAGAAUUGUGGUGACAUGCAUAUUAAUGAAAGAAAGAGACGAUACAAAUCUAUUUCCUCUAAGGAUCAGCCAGAGAAAAAAGAACUUCCAAAUUUUGAUUCUUAUAUGGUAGAAGAAGAAGAAGGUUCAGGUGGUUAUGGCACUGUUUACAGGGCGAGGAGUAAGAAUGACAGGACAAGGGUUGCCAUUAAGUGUCCACAUGCUAAUGCUCAUAAGAGCCAUGUUAACAAUGAGUUGAGAAUGCUGGAAAGGUUUGGGGGGAAGAACUUUGUGAUCAAAUAUGAAGGCUGUAUCAAGAAUGGAAAUUCAAGUUGCUUUGUAUUACAGCAUGUUGAGCAUGAUAGGCCUGAGGUUUUAAAGAAAGAGAUAGAUGUUUGUGAGCUCCGGUGGUAUGGAUAUUGCUUGUUUAGAGCACUUGCAAGCCUUCAUAAGCAGGGAAUCGUACAUAGAGAUGUUAAACCCGGCAAUUUCCUUUUCUCUCGUAAGGCCAACAAGGGUUACCUUAUUGAUUUCAAUCUAUCCAUGGACUUGCAUCAGAAGUAUGGAAAUAAUAGUAAGUCAAGAGGGGGAUUUGAUGUAAGCAGCAAUGAUGAGAAGCUUAUGACUGCAAAAAAUUUACCUCCAAUCACACUUAGGAAGUUGCCAAGUGGUAAAUCUUUACUAACAGCCAAUGGAGAGACCUCAAAAGGUUUGAAAUCCACUUUUGAUAUGAAGGAUCUAAAAAAGAUGGCUUUCAGCCAAAUGAAGGCCAAUAAUGAUUCGGGUAGUAGGAAGGUAAUCAAAAGUCAGGGUGCAGAUGGCUCAGGCAUAACGUCAGUAAAGGAUGUUACAAGUACCAGAACUCCUUCGGCAGAAAGGAUGAGAGAACCUUUGCCAUGCCAAGGAAGGAAAGAACUGAUCAGCCUAGUACAGGAAGCAAGGGAGAGUCCAAAUCAUGAGGCAUCAAGUAUUUCAGCUCUUAUGAGAAAGAGGGUUCCUGCCCCUCCCGUAAAUGUUGAUGGCAAGCUUUUCCAUGUCACUCCGAUGCCUAUGCACUCAACUACCAGUGGUAUUGGUGGUGGUCCAUGCUUGAUAAGAAGCAGAGGUCUUGGAAAACAUAAAGAAGGCCCUUGUGCUGGAACAAAAGGCUUCAGGGCUCCAGAGGUUCUCUUCAGAUCUCCACAUCAAGGCCCCAAAAUUGAUAUCUGGUCUGCCGGAGUCACGCUACUCUACUUGUUGAUUGGCAGAACACCCUUCCUUGGUGAACCUGAACUGAACAUCAAGGAUAUAGCAAAGCUGAGAGGCAGUGAAGAUUUAUGGGAAGUUGCCAAGCUACACGACCGUGAAUCCUCAUUUCCAGUGGAGCUCUAUAGUACAGAUUGUUUGCCCUCUAUUAAACUAAAGGAGUGGUGUAGAAUGAACACAAAGAGACCGGAGUUCUUUGAGCAAAUCCCAAGACCCCUUUUCGAUCUUGUGGAUAAAUGCUUGAUGGUGAACCCUAGGGUUAGAUUGAGUGCAGAGGAAGCGCUUAAACAUGAGUUUUUCGCUCCAUGCCAUGAAGAACUGAGAAAGCACAGGCUUCAAAGGCAGGUAUUAUAGCCUGUACUCUAGAAUAGAAGGUGCUCUAUACAUGACAAGGCAUCAUCACCAAGCCAAUUAACAUUGUCUCAAUUGAAGGCUUAAUCAGCUAACAAAUCAUGGUAAAUUCCAUUCUAAUUAAAGGCUCCAAAGUUCAACUUUAUGAUGCUGUAUUCUUCCUGUAACUUGUAAAGCUUGUAAUUACUAACGUAACAGAAAUCAGAAAUUAUGUCAACCCUUCUUCUGAAGGAUAUUUCUAGGAAGUGUUUCUUCCUAUAUAUGCACA
Molecule: messenger RNA, 3900 nt
Organism: Rosa rugosa (rugosa rose)
Lineage: Eukaryota; Viridiplantae; Streptophyta; Magnoliopsida; Rosales; Rosaceae
Exons: 15
Coding region: 36-3635 (1199 amino acids)
Biological process (GO): protein phosphorylation; mitotic DNA damage checkpoint signaling
Cellular component (GO): nucleus
Molecular function (GO): ATP binding; protein serine/threonine kinase activity
Source: RefSeq, a predicted model, not a curated record